Hirsutella rhossiliensis is the source of this 2343-nucleotide messenger RNA. Its product is annotated as Major facilitator superfamily transporter. Bases 1 to 2343 code for a protein of 780 amino acids. Lineage: Eukaryota; Fungi; Ascomycota; Sordariomycetes; Hypocreales; Ophiocordycipitaceae. The record is from RefSeq and is a predicted model, not a curated record. The transcript has 2 exons.
AUGGGGCGCGCUACUUCUCUCUUGAGCUUGAGCAGCCGCUCAAGCUCUCGCUCUUCCGAGCACCGCAACCACGAGUCCCUGCUGCCCUGCCUAGAACAGCCCUCCGAGAAGCGCGGCAUACGCUUCCGUUCAGUCCUCGGCUCCAGUCUCUACCGCCGCGUCCUGAAAUGGACCCUGGCCAGUCUGUUGUUGCUCGCCAUCUUUUUCCUCCUCGGCUCUGACGCCACGGCCCCCGAAGUUGUCCAGCUUGGAAAGGCUCGCCUGUCUUCGCACGCCAAGGCCAAGCUGCUUCCGCUUCACAAGCAUCCCAAGGGUGGCUCUGACGACGACUCGGCCACUAUCUCGGUCGUGGUGCAAGACGGCUCCGAGAAGCAAAACGAGCAGCACGACGGUCUGAGGGGGUCGUCUGAUCAACGUGAUGCAUCGGGCUCGACUGGCGGAGACGAUGCCCAAAAGAGGCUGCCAUGGCUCCGCUUCAACCACCUUGACGGAUACUUUUAUGGUCUCAAGGUCUUGGUGAGCCAGGCGGAUCUCGUGCCCGAGUACCCGAACACCAGCCAGGAUCCCCCCCUCGAGGCCCCGCCGUUGAACGACGAAGUCCCCGUGCCCCAGGUAUAUAACCCUUAUACCGCCGACAGCGUUCGCACCUGCUACCUUGACGCGGACAACCAAGUGCCCGCCCCGGCCAUGUACGCCUAUGAGGGCGUGCCCCAGCACAUGCCUGAGCCCGCGCUCGGCUCGUACGACAUCUUCGGCAUCAGAGACGACGUGUGCUUUGAUCGCUUCGGCCGCUAUGGACCUUACGGACUCGGCUACUCCAAGAUGGAGGGUGGGGCCGGCGUCGGCGCCGAGACGGAGAGCUCCGGCACCGACGAGAUUUGGGCCGAGACGGGCCAGAUCAACUACAACAAGGUGGACUGGGGCCAGGCGCAGGAACGAUGCGUCGCCGCCAACAGCCACCGGUUCCUGGAGCCCAGCAAGCGGACACAAGAGCUGCCCACCGGCCAAGACAGGCCCAGCGACAAGAUGGGCCGCAUGGCGGUGGUGGUGCGGUGUUACCAAAGCUUCAAAUGGACCAGCCUGGCCAUUCUCAACUUCCGCGCCAUGGUGACCGAACUGUCCCUGAGGUCCGGCGGCGAGUACUCGGUGCAUCUGUUGCUCCACGUCCAUGACACCGACGAACCUAUUUGGGCCGACGACCUCACUGUGCAACGACUCCUGGACUCCCAUGUUCCCCCGGAAUUCCACAGCCUCGCGACGCUCUGGAGUGAGCCGCAGAUGCGUCUCUUCUACCCCGGUGGAUUCGGCGAAACUCUGGAAAACGAGAGCGGUGCCGACUUGCACGGCGUCUACCGGAGUGCUCACAUGCCCCUGCAGGUGUUCGCGAUGCAACACCCAGAGUACGAGCACAUCUGGAACUGGGAGAUGGACAUGCGCUGCCUGGGCAACUAUUACGAGCUUUUCGACCGCCUCGGACGCUGGGCCGACAAGCAGCCGCGCCGGCUCCAGUGGGAGCGCAACGCCCGCUACUACAUUCCCAGCUACCACGGCACCUGGGAGAACUUCACGGCCUCGGUGCAGGCAGACGUGGACGAUGCUGGCGAGGAGAGCAUCCUGGGGCCCGUCGAGUUCAAGGGUCGAAAGCCGCUGCGGCGCGAGGAACGGGGCGAGUCGGCCAUGCCGAAAAGCUGCGACUUUAGCCAUCCUCCCGAGCAGUGCGGCGUGGGCGAGGCUGCCGACAUCAUCACGCUGAACCCAAUGUUUGACACGCAUGAGUCUGGAUGGGUCUUCUCCAACGACGUGACGGGAUACGAGGACCCCUCGGCAUCGCACCCGCCUCGGCGGUGCGCCAUCGUCACGGCCGCCCGGUUGAGCCGGCGACUCUUGACGGCGAUGCAUGAGGAGACGUGGCGCCAUCACCACAGCAUGUUCUCGGAGAUGUUCCCGCCUACCGUGGCGCUCCAUCACGGCCUCAAGGCCGUCUAUGCUCCGCACCCCACCUACUUUGAUCGGGCAUGGCAACCUCAUGGCUCGUCCAUCGACGCGGCCUUCAACAGCGGCAAACACCACUCGGUGUCUGGCAGGAACUCACCCUACGACCUCGAAAACGAACACAACCAAAAGGGCACAACCUGGUACUACCACAGCGAGUUUGCCGGCCUGUUGUGGAGGCGCUGGCUGGGCUACCCCCAGAUGGACGGCCGCGGCGGCCGCCAGGGCUCGGGUACCGAGCGAGGCGGCGUGUCGGAGGAGAGCGGCGCGGAGAGCAGUGGGAGAAUGUGUCUGCGAAGCAUGCUGGUGCACCCGAUCAAGCACGAGCACCCCUCGGAGGAGUUGGAGUGA